Aphidius gifuensis is the source of this 1856-nucleotide messenger RNA. RefSeq lists its product as uncharacterized. The coding region runs from base 251 to 775 and encodes 174 amino acids. The record is from RefSeq and is a predicted model, not a curated record. NCBI's taxonomy places the organism in Eukaryota, Metazoa, Arthropoda, Insecta, Hymenoptera, Braconidae. The transcript has 3 exons.
UCAGUUGGUCUUCUCAGAAUGGAAAUAACUCGUGAUAAUAAGAAAAUAUUAUUCUAACGUAAUUUGAAAGUCGAUUUAUAUUCAGAGUAUUUUAUAUAUUGUUGGUCAAAAGAUACGUUUAUCGUGUUCACAAACGCCAAAGAAUUAAGUAUAAAAACUGGUAAAUUGUGUUUGAACUCAGAUAACAGUUUGUUAGAAAAUUUUUCAAAAGUAUAAAAUAGUAUAGAAGAACAAGGAAAAUAAAGCUAAAAUGCCGAAAAGAAAUAGUAAACAAGUCAACAACAAAAAGCAACUAGAAGCAACUGAGGAAAAAAAAAUGGCCGAUGGAAAUAAUUUGAUCGAAUUUUCCAAUGAUAAUAAUGAUCCAGUCAAACUUCGUUGUCUAGUUCAGGAAUUACAAAAUUCUUUACAACAAGUUCAAUUAAAACUCAAUGAACGGGACCGUCUUGUUGUAAAUCAAGAGAAACGAAUUAUUGCUUUGUCAGAUCAAGUUUUAUCGUUGAAAGAAGUUAUUACACUAACGAAAAAUAUGCUCGAGAUUCGAAAUACGGAAGUCAAACAUCUUCAGGAUGACAUUAACGGCAUGGAAACAAAAAUGUCAGGAGAACGUUCGAGACACAACGACAUGAUGAAAAAAAUGGAUGCUGCUGUCACACUUAAUGCAACACUGAAAAACGAGUAUGAAACUCAACUACAUCUAUUUCAAGAAUUACGCGGAAAGUACGAAGAGAAAAUUGACUUACUUUUGACAGAAAAUAAAAAUACACAUGACUAAAAUAGAAUAUAUAAAAAUAAAAAAUUUAUGUAAAAAAAACUCGUUGAAGUACUUUUUCUGUGGUCUCAACAGUUUGUCCUAUAAGUUUUAUUUCAACAAACGACCUUAAAUAAGUAAAAAGUGUUAGAAGUGCUUCCCGUCCUGGAAAGAAAUACAUUUUCUUUAGUAAUUAAAAGUCCUGGUGUACAGGCAGCUGACUACCGUAUUCGGGAACAUUUUUUUUCUAAUUUUUGACUUGGAAUAGUACUUUGUGAUACAAGUGCAUAAAAUAGGACUUAGUCAAACGCGGUGAGUGAUACCCGAGACAGAGUGGAAACAUAAGCAAAAGGCGCCUCGAGGCGGAGGCGGAGGCGAGAAUAAAAAAAAGAAAAAAAGCGAAAAGAAAAUCAAAAUGAUAAAAAAAAAAAAAAAUAAUAAUUUAAUGAAGUAAAUUUUUUUUCAACCUAAAAAAAAAUGACAACAAACAAAAUCAAUUUUGUUCAUUGGAUCAAAAUUUAAUCUCAUAUUAUUAUAAUAGCACCAAAAUAUUUUUUUAUUUAUUUAUUUUAUAGUCAUCAAAAUCAUCAAACAAUUAAAUCUACAACAACUUUUUUUAAUUUUUUUUUGUAUAUCAUUUCCACUUGUGUUUGUGUCAUCACUACUAUAUUCACUACUUUCUUCAAUUAUAUGAUUCAUUUUAAUUAAUACAGCUAUAUUUUAUUAUCAGUAUCAAUUUUUUUUUUAUAAACAACAUCAACAAGUUGCAACAGGUCCAAGCAUGUUAUGUCAAAUAUUACGUAAACUGAUACACACACACUAACACACACACAAAAUGCAGUCAGAUGAAAUAGAAUAGUUGAAGUUGUAUCACAUCAGAUGGAGCAACCUCAUAAUUCUAAUUACUUUACAAGAAAAACUAACUCUAGUGAUUAAAAAUACCUAGGAAAGCAACUUAGUAGCCUAAAUAAAACAACUUAGCAGCCUAAAUAAAGCAACUUAGUAGCCUGGGGACAUUAUGAGUGCGUGUUAGCCGAAAGAUGGGGUAAAGUAUCACUUUGUGAACGCAAACGCGUGGAAUAAAGUAGGGUAAAAUAUGCCUCAG